Messenger RNA from Poecilia latipinna (sailfin molly), 2986 nucleotides. It is a transcript of the gene plod3, whose product is annotated as procollagen-lysine, 2-oxoglutarate 5-dioxygenase 3. Bases 89 to 2359 code for a protein of 756 amino acids. Gene Ontology annotation, biological process: peptidyl-lysine hydroxylation. The transcript has 18 exons. Gene Ontology annotation, molecular function: iron ion binding; procollagen-lysine 5-dioxygenase activity; L-ascorbic acid binding. NCBI's taxonomy places the organism in Eukaryota, Metazoa, Chordata, Actinopteri, Cyprinodontiformes, Poeciliidae. The record is from RefSeq and is a predicted model, not a curated record. Gene Ontology annotation, cellular component: endoplasmic reticulum.
UGAAGGAGUCUGAGAGAAGAAGCGGAUAAACUAACGGUUCUGUUCUGCCGAACCGAGCGGGUUCUAACCGGGUCACAAAGCGGAAAACAUGGCGUCCUAUCGGCUCCUUUGGCUCACUGCUGUCUGCUUCCUCAGCUCCGCGUGGGCCGAACAGCGGAAGCUCUCGCCAGAAAAUCUGCUGGUCAUUACCGCGGCAACGGAGGAGACGGACGGCUUCAGGCGCUUCGUGAAGACGGCGGCGCAGUUCAACUACAGCCUGAAGGUGCUGGGUCUGGGGGAGGAGUGGAAGGGCGGAGACGUGGCCCGGACGGUGGGCGGAGGUCAAAAGGUCAGGUGGCUGAAGGAGGAGCUGCUGAAGCACUCGGAGGACCAGCAGCUGGUCGUCAUGUUCGUGGACAGCUACGAUGUCAUCCUGGCGGCCGGUCCAGAUGAGCUUCUGACCCGGUUCUCCUCUCUGGGUCACCGGGUCGUUUUCUCUGCUGAGGGGUUCUGCUGGCCCGACCAGCGCCUGGCCUCCAAGUACCCCCAGGUGCAUUCUGGGAAGCGCUACCUGAACUCUGGAGGUUUCAUCGGGUUCUCCUCGGACCUGGCCGCCAUCGUCCAGCAGUGGAAGUUCAGGGACAACGACGACGACCAGCUGUUCUACACCCGGAUCUACCUGGACCAGAAGCAGAGGACCCGGUUCAACAUGACUCUGGACCACCGAUCCAGGAUCUUCCAGAACCUCAAUGGAGCCAUCGACGAGGUUGUCCUGAAGUUUGAGAGGUCAAAGGUCAGAGUGAGGAACGUGGCCUACGACACGCUUCCUGUGGUCAUCCACGGCAACGGACCCACCAAGCUGCAGCUCAACUACCUGGGAAACUACGUCCCAACGGCCUGGACCUACGAACAUGGCUGUGGAGGCUGCGACGACGACCUGCUGUUGCUAGGCGACCGCCAGGAGGAAGACCUCCCUCUGGUCUUCCUCUCCGUCUUCAUCGAACAUCCGACUCCCUUCAUGGACGAGUUCCUGGAGCGUCUGGCCACCAUGAACUACCCUAAAACUCGGAUCCGCCUCUUCAUCCACAACAACGUGGUGUACCAUGAACAACACAUCCAGCGGUUCUGGGAGCGCCACAGGGUUCUGUUCCCGGACGCGGUGCUGGUCGGACCCGAGGAGAACCUGCCAGAGGAGAAGGCCAGAACCAUGGCGAUCGAGGCGUGCCAGAAGAACCCGGGCUGUGGUUACUUCUUCAGCAUCGACUCGGACGUGGCGCUGACCAACCCGGACACGCUCCGGAUCCUCAUAGAGGAGAACAAGUCCGUCAUCGCCCCCAUGCUGUCCAAACACGGCAAACUGUGGAGUAACUUCUGGGGCGCUCUGAGUCCGGACGGGUUCUACUCGCGCUCCGAGGAUUACAUCGAGAUCGUCCAGGGCAAGAGGGUCGGGCUCUGGAACGUCCCCUACAUCACCCAGGUCUACCUGGUGAAGGGCAGCGUCCUGCGGUCCAAACUGUCCCAGGCCAGCCUGUUUGUGGACGAAGGAAUGGACCCGGACAUGGUGUUCUGCAGAACCAUCAGAGACCAGGUAACCCCGCAGGCUUUGUACCAGAACCCGAUCCGAUUCCUCUGCACUGGACUCACCACCGUGUGUCCUCAGGGCGUCUUCAUGUUCGUCUCCAACCGAGACGAGUUCGGCCGACUGGUGGCGUCCACCACCUUCAACACGUCCAGACUCCACCCGGACAUGUGGCAGAUCUUCGACAACCCACUGGACUGGAGGGAGAAGUACGUCCACGAGAACUACUCCAAGAUCUUUGAGGAGGACAGCAGCGUGGUGGAGCAGCCCUGUCCAGAUGUCUACUGGUUUCCUGCCUUCUCUGAGAAGAUGUGUGACCAUCUGGUGGAGACCAUGGAGGACUACGGCCAGUGGUCCGGAGGCUCCCACAAGGACGAGCGUCUGUCCGGCGGCUACGAGAACGUCCCGACCGUGGACAUCCACAUGAACCAGAUCGGCUUUGAGAAGGAGUGGCUCAAGUUCCUGAAGGACUACAUCGCCCCCGUCACCGAGAAGCUCUACCCUGGAUACUACCCCAAGGCCCACUCCAUCAUGAACUUUGUGGUCCGGUACCGCCCAGACGAGCAGCCGUCUCUGCGGCCGCAUCACGACUCGUCCACCUUCACCAUCAACAUCGCCCUGAACAGGAAGGGCGUCGACUACCAGGGCGGGGGCUGCAGGUUCCUGCGCUACGACUGUAAGGUGGAGUCUCCCAGGAAGGGCUGGUCCUUCAUGCACCCCGGCCGCCUCACCCACUACCACGAGGGCCUGCCCACCACCCAGGGCACCCGCUACAUCAUGGUGGCUUUCGUCGACCCCUGAUAACCCCAGGGGUGUGUGAGUGUGUGUUUGUGGACCUGAACGCGUCAUACGGGUUUCUGCCAUUCCACUCUUCACGGUUCUCUGACAGGAACCUGAACGCAUCAUCAGCAUCAAACGGACAGAAAAACACGUCACACUUCCUGGCCCUGAACGCAUCACGGCCGGGCUUUUCACAAUAAGAGUCUUUAAUGAUUUAAUCAGAGGUCACCAUGCUGCCUUACCUGAGUCUAUGCAAGAACACACUCCAAGUGUGUGUGUGUGUGUGUGUGUGUGUUCAGGAACACAUCAGGACUUGAACUCAUGACUGCAGCUCCCUCUGUCCAGCAGAGGGCGCUCCGUCACCAUAGUAACCUGCAACAUGUUACCAUGGUGACGCUCCAGGAUCCAAUCACCAUUCAACCCAACCGAUUUUAACCAAUCAGCAGCCUGAGGCUCUGAUUGGACGUUUGUUACUAUUUAUGGGAUGUUUAGAUUUUACGGUUACCGGGGCAACGCUAGAGGGUUUUAUACUGUUGUAAAUGUUUAGCUGUGAGGUUCUGGUUCUGGACUGGUUCUGUCUGGAGGAAGCAGAACAAACCGCUCUAAGUUAUUUGUUUCAAGGAACUGAAUAAAGUUUUAGUAAACUGA